CUUCCCAGUAUCCGGUCGGACGAUGAGCCGCAUCUACAGCGACGAGCGGCUGCGGGUCGGCCCGGUGCAUCGACACCGCCUCCCCGGCUGCUGGACCCCGGCCACCGCCACACGGACACCAUGUGGUCCUGGUGCGGUGCUGGAAGGGGAACUACUGCUGGUGACCCGGCAUCAGAUCGAGGACGAGACCGACAGUAAGUACCGUUACUUCAUUCUGUAUAUUAAGCCAACGAAAAUCCACAAAAGAAAGUUUGAUUCUGAUGGAGUGGAGAUUGAACCAAACUUCAGUGAAACCAAGAAAGUCAACACUGGAUACUUAAUGUCAUCCUUCAAGGUGGAAGCUAAAGGACAGUCAGAUAAGAUUUCGACAGAAGAGUUGAAGAAGUUGAUUUACAAAUCAGAGCUGGUGCAGAUCUCCGAGAAACACACCCCAGACCAAAGCUUUGCAUUUUGGAUCACUGAAGAAGAGAUGGGAAACAUUGAGCUGGACGUCGGAGAUGCGUUGCGUCUGAAAACACAGGGCGACAGCCCAUUUAUCCUUACAGUGGCCAAAUUGGAUGCAGGAACUGUGACCAAAUGCAACUUUGCAGGUGAUAAAAAGGCAGGAGAUUCCUGGACAGACAAUAUAUUUGCUACAAAGUCUAAAAACGAGCAAGAGGAUAAAGGCAGCAGCCGAGGAGAGGGUGCUGAGGAGGAUGAGUGGUCGGAGGAUAUGCAACAGCAGAUAAUCCGUGAAACUUUCCAACUGGUAUCCAGGAGAGAUGAAAAUGUUUGCAACUUUCUGGAAGGUGGCAGUUUGAUUGGAGGGUCAGAUUACAAGCUGAUCUACCGACACUAUGCUACCCUCUAUUUCUUGUUCUGUGUCGACUCUUCGGAGAGCGAGUUGGGGAUCCUGGAUCUGAUACAGGUGUUUGUGGAAACAUUGGACAAGUGUUUUGAAAACGUUUGUGAGCUUGAUCUUAUAUUCCACAUGGACAAGGUCCAUUGUAUUCUGCAGGAAGUUGUAAUGGGAGGAAUGGUGUUGGAGACCAACAUGAAUGAGAUUGUGUCACAGGUCGAGGCACAAACUAAACUGGAAAAGGCAGAGGCUGGGUUCUCUGCAGCUCCGGCCCGUGCAGUCUCUGCUGUCAAGAACAUCAAUCUCCCAGAGAUCCCACGCAACAUCAAAGUUUCCAAUCUAUCCCCGUUUGUAUAAAAGGACAUUUUGAAUCAA
This is a messenger RNA of Leucoraja erinaceus (little skate), 1213 nucleotides long. Its product is annotated as AP-3 complex subunit sigma-2-like. The coding region runs from base 23 to 1195 and encodes 390 amino acids. NCBI's taxonomy places the organism in Eukaryota, Metazoa, Chordata, Chondrichthyes, Rajiformes, Rajidae. The transcript is spliced from 10 exons. Gene Ontology annotation, cellular component: intracellular membrane-bounded organelle; AP-3 adaptor complex; membrane coat. The record is from RefSeq and is a predicted model, not a curated record. Gene Ontology annotation, biological process: Golgi to vacuole transport; negative regulation of actin nucleation; intracellular protein transport.